Octopus sinensis (East Asian common octopus) is the source of this 1124-nucleotide messenger RNA. Its product is annotated as prohibitin. The coding region runs from base 212 to 1033 and encodes 273 amino acids. Gene Ontology annotation, biological process: mitochondrion organization. Lineage: Eukaryota; Metazoa; Mollusca; Cephalopoda; Octopoda; Octopodidae. The transcript has 6 exons. The record is from RefSeq and is a predicted model, not a curated record. Gene Ontology annotation, cellular component: mitochondrion; membrane.
GGCGCUUUUUCUCCAUGCGUGUUUCCUACGAAGCACAUGCCGUGAUUUCAGGUGUAAAAGAAGUUUAAGGAAGUCCUUUAUUUUUCGGGGGAAAUUUUAAAAUUUAGCACUGUAUUUUCUAUUUAUCAUUACUUCACAAUUCCAUUGAAGAACUACCUGAAGUUAAGCAUCUUUUACAAGCAGUCUUUCUAGCAACUUGUCUUUGAGAAAUAUGGCUCAGAAGAUUUUCAAUACUAUUGGCAAAAUAGGACUUGGUCUUGUUGCUGUUGGUGGUAUUGUCCAAACUGCUCUUUUUAAUGUUGAUGGGGGCCAUCAGGCUGUAAUAUUUGAUCGUUUCCGUGGAGUGCAAGAAAGUGUGAUUGGAGAAGGAACUCAUUUCCUUAUACCAUGGGUUCAAAAGCCAAUAAUUUUUGAUUGUCGAUCUCGACCCAGAAAUGUACCUGUUAUAACUGGUAGUAAAGAUCUUCAAAAUGUCAACAUCACAUUGAGAAUUCUGUUCAGACCAAAUAUUACAUCAUUACCUAAGAUUUAUACAAACCUUGGUGUUGACUAUGAUGAAAGAGUGUUACCAUCUAUCACAAAUGAAGUCUUGAAAGCAAUUGUUGCUCAGUUUGAUGCAAGUGAACUGAUCACUAAUCGAGAAGUGGUGUCCAUGAGAGUAUCUGAAGAACUUAUAGACCGUGCCAGUGCUUUUGGGUUACUCCUUGAUGAUAUAUCUUUGACCCAUUUAACUUUUGGAAAAGAGUUUACUGAAGCUGUAGAAUUGAAGCAAUGUGCACAACAGGAAGCUGAAAAAGCCAGAUAUCUAGUCGAGAAGGCUGAACAAAUCCGACAGGCUGCUGUUACUAAUGCAGAGGGAGACACAAGAGCUGCAGAGUUAUUAUCUAAAGCAUUCACUGAAGCUGGUGAUGCUUUAAUUGAACUUCGCAAACUGGAAGCAGCAGAAGAUAUUGCCAACCAGCUUUCUCGGUCUCGGAAUGUCAUUUACUUGCCCCAAGGACAAAAUACUUUGUUAAAUUUACCUUCUAUGUGAAACUAAAAGCAGAUAAUAACAAUCUUGUAGGAUGUGAAAAUAAAUAGCUUAACAGUCAUUUUGGAUUAUGAGAAAUAAAAUUCUUGAUUCA